GGGGAAUGCACUGUUCACCUCCCCCUUCGUCCGGACACAGUAGCGGUGAACCAGCGCCGGGUCUAACCCGGAGCUAUUUAUCUCCCCUUCUCUCUCUCUCUCUUCUUCUUCUCCUUCGUCUUCCUCCUCCUUUUCUCCUUCCUCUUCCUUUUUUUAUCCAAUUGAGAGAAAAACACCGUUCAUCUUCCCCGACCUCACGACACCCGAACGGCGGCACCGAGACGAUCCUUCCACUUCCGACUCCCUCAUCUCUCACUGUUUUCUUCCAUCACUCUAUCUCUAUCUCUUCUCAAUCCCAUUCCUCUCUCCCCUUCGUUCUCUCUCUCUUUUCCACUUAAUCACCGCCGCUGCAACUUGCAGCGGUGAAUCUGAACCCGGUGGCAACUUCCCUUCCACCUCUCUCUUUCGUUGGCGAUUUCUUAUCGUUUCAUGGAAUUACUCAAGCUACAGUCAUCCAAAAUCCGAACAGACUGCAACUUCCUCUGCAGCGUUGAUCGACGUCAGGCCAAAAUCCCGAAUCAGGCGAUAACUCAAAACAGACUGAGUCGACUGACCAACAAGGCAACGACCAAUCACAAUUCAGUGGAUUCAUGACCAAGAUUAUAUAGAUGGGUGACCAAUUUUAUUUAUGGAUGAAGGAUGUGGGGAAGGUACAUAAAGUGCAUGAGCAAGCCUUUACCAAGAUUCCUUUGCUUAUUUUCUCAACAUAAUAAAGGUCCAUGCAUCACAAUUUGUUAACUUUUAUCCACAAACACUUCUAAAAGUUUUGUCAAGUCCAGAGAUGAAUUCAUUGAGCUUACUUGUAAUGGAAUGUUGAAAGAGGUAUUUGAAAAAUUCAGAACGGAGAUCUGGUUAGAACCAUCCCUAUUUUCUCACCUUCUUCAAGGAUGUAUUCUUUCACAAUCACUUCCUCUAGGCAAGCAGCUCCAUUCUUUAAUUAUCACAUCUGGUUGUUCUUCAGACAAAUUUAUUUCCAACCAUCUCCUCAACAUGUAUUCCAAGUUUGGAGAAUUGCAUACUACGGUUGCACUGUUCAAUGUGAUGCCCAGGAAGAACAUCAUGACAUCAAACAUCUUGAUUGGUGGGUUUAUACAAAAUGGUGAUUUGGAGACUGCUUGGAAGUUGUUUGAAGAAAUGCCUGAGAGAAACCUUGCGACAUGGAAUGCAAUGGUUACUGGACUUGCACAGUUUGAAUUCAGCAAAGAGGCAUUGGGUUUGUUAUCUCAAAUGCAUGAAAUUGGAUUUCGACUUGAUGAGUUUACUCUGGGUAGUAUUCUUAGAGGCUGUGCUGGUCUGAAAGCACUUAUUCCUGGAAAGCAGAUCCAUUGCUACAUAAUGAAGUCUGGCUUUGAUGGCAAUUUGGUUGUUGUGAGUUCUCUGGCUCAUAUGUACAUGAAAUGUGGGUUUAUAGAAGAAGGGGAAAGAGUAAUAAAGGGAAUGCCUGUUCAUAAUGUUGUUGCCUGCAAUACCCUCAUAGCUGGCAGGGCACAAAAUGGGUGCUCUGAAGAAGCUGUGGGUCAGUAUAAUCUUAUGAAGAUUGCAGGAUUCAGGCCAGACAAAAUUACCUUUGUCAGUGUUAUCAGUUCAUGUUCAGAAUUGGCAACCCUUGGACAAGGGCAGCAGAUUCAUGCUGAAGUUAUUAAGUCUGGAGCUGCUUCGGCAGUAUCCGUGGUCAGUUCAUUGAUUAGCAUGUACUCAAGGUGUGGGUGUUUAGAAGACUCUAUAAGGGCCUUCUUGGAAUGUGAAGAUGCAGAUGUUGUCUUGUGGAGCUCAAUGAUUGCUGCUUAUGGGCUUCAUGGCCAGGGCCAAGAAGCUAUCAAGUUGUUUGAGUGGAUGGAGAGUGAAGGUCUGGAGCCAAAUGAUGUUACCUUCUUGAGCUUGCUCUAUGCUUGUAGUCAUAGUGGAUUAAAGGAAAGGGGAACAAAAUUCUUUGAAUUGAUGGUUGAUAAAUACAAAGUAAACCCUAGAUUGGAGCACUAUACUUGUAUGGUUGAUCUCCUUGGGAGAUCUGGCUGUUUGGAAGAAGCAGAAGCUUUAAUCCAGUCAAUGCCCAUAAAGCCAGAUGCAAUUAUCUGGAAGACUUUGCUAUCUGCAUGUAAAAUCCAUAAGAAUGCAAAGAUGGCCAGAAAGGUUGCUGAAGAAGUUCUUAGACUUGAUCCUCAGGACUCUGCACCUUAUGUCUUGCUUUCAAAUAUCCAUGCUUCCGCUAAGAGAUGGGGUGAUGUUUCAGAUGUGAGGAAGGCCAUGAGAGAUAUGAAGGUGAAGAAGGAGCCUGGGAUAAGUUGGUUGGAGGUGAAGAACCAGGUUCAUCAGUUCUGUAUGGGUGAUCAAUCCCAUCCCAAAUGGAUGGAGAUUGAUGGGUACCUGAAAGAACUUACACUGGAGAUUAAGGAACGAGGUUAUGUACYGGAUACAAGCUCUGUUUUGCAUGACAUGGACACUGAGGAAAAAGAGUAUAGCUUGGCCCACCACAGUGAGAAAGUGGCUAUUGCUUUUGCACUCCUGAACACUCCUGUUGGUUCCCCAAUCAGGGUCAUGAAGAAUUUGCGUGUGUGUAAUGAUUGCCAUGUGGCAAUCAAAUUCAUAUCAGAGGUUACUUUAAGAGAAAUUAUUGUUCGUGAUGCUAGUCGGUUUCACCAUUUCAAGGCCGGGAAAUGUUCUUGUGGUGAUUACUGGUAGAUACAGGAUGCUUCUCUUACAAGUGCAGGGAAUUAAGUUUAUUUAUUUCUUUUUUUAUGGUAAGAUUAAUUUUACUUAAUACUUAAAGUUAGGGUUAUUGAAUUUAUUUAUUCUGAAGGAGAUUCUUGUUAGCAUUCCUUUAAAUUCAUGCAUAUGAUGGGAAUACCUCAACAUUUCAAAGAUGGAAAUUUGUUAGCUAUGAUCAGGAUCUUCAUCAUUGCCAUCUA
Molecule: messenger RNA, 2906 nt
Organism: Nelumbo nucifera (sacred lotus)
Lineage: Eukaryota; Viridiplantae; Streptophyta; Magnoliopsida; Proteales; Nelumbonaceae
Source: RefSeq, a predicted model, not a curated record